ACACCACUCUUUGUACUUUGCCAUACAGGUCGAUACCAGCAGCGCUACAAUGCUCAGAGCGAGUGGAUUGCUGACGACGGGUGGUCGUCCUCAUCACCCAACCCCUGCUGCUUCAACUGCUGCUGCUACUUCAACUGCUACUCCAUCUGGUGGGCUCUCGCUUCGUCGCACGCCGGGGGGCGUCGUGUCCGCCGUCGCAGUCGCAGUCUCGGCGCUGUGCUGGGCUGCGUUCCGCUCGUACUCGACAUCGUCCAACUCCACUUCAUCAUCUUCAUCAUCUUCUUCUUCAUCUUCAUCAUCUUCAUCGUCAUCUUCAUCAUCAUCGGCUGGAGCGUCGGUGCUGGACAAUCCACUGCUCGCGUGCUCGGCUGCCUUGCCGCGCUUUGCUGACAUCCAGCCAGCUCACAUUGAGCCAGGCAUUAACUUCUUGCUGGACGAGUUUCAAGCAUCCGUCACUCAACUGGAAAGCGCGCUCGAGUCGAAACUGGCCAACCCGACGACUGCAAUCACUUGGAGCGAUGUCAUGAUUCCCCUGGAACGUAUUCGUGAUCGGUUUGAGGUCCCGUGGAGCGCUGUAAACCACAUCAAGGGCGUGAAAAGCUCGCAGGAAACCCGCGAUGCGCACCAGCGCGUUCUGGGUCGCGUGAUUGACGUCAUGAACAAGUUUGGUCAAAGCCAGACCUUGUUCCGCGCAAAGGAGGCCUUGCUUGCCGCCUCCACGUCCAGUGUCGCUCUGACAGCCUCGCAAAAGCACGUCCUGAGCAAAUCCUUGCGAGACGCCAAGCUUGCCGGCGUUGCCUUGUCUGCUGAGGACAAGGACAAGUACAACCAGAUCUCGAGCCGCCUUGCCCUCCAUGGCAGCCAGUUUAGCAACAACGUCCUUGCCUCGACGGCCCAGUUUGCGUUUGUUGUCAAAGACGCAGCCCAGAUUGCUGGCCUGUCGCCUGCAGUUCGCGAAAUGUUGGCGGCGGCAGAGCGCAAAUCUGGGAACGCUACUGCAACGGCUGACGCCGGACCGUGGCGCAUCACACUCGACCAAGGCAUUGUUUCGGCAGUCAUGGAAAGCUGCUCCGAUCGACGCGUACGAGAGAUUGUGCAGCAUGCCAUGGUCACCCGCGCAAGCGGCAUUCCAAACUUGAUCAGCGCAGCAGCCGACAGCUCUACACUGACCGCAUCGGACAACACUGAGGUCAUCCUCGAAAUUCUGCGUGGAAAGCACGAACUCGCCAAGCUGCUUGGCUACACGCGGUAUGCUGAUGUUUCCAUCGAGCCGAAAAUGGCGAAUUCCGUGGACGAAGUUGUAAACCUGAUUCAAAUGAUCCGAACCAAGGCUAUCGGGCACGCUCGCUCCGAGUUGCAGGCUUUGACUCAAUUGGCACGCGAACAGGACCCCUCGAUUACCGAGCUUCGUCCUUACGAUUUGACUUACUGGUCGGAAAGGCACAAGGAAAAGACGCUCAACUUUAACGAGGCGGAUCUUUUGCCAUAUUUGUCCUUCCCUCGCGUGUUGAAAGCCAUGUUCGACUUGGUGUCCGAGCUGUUUGGAGUUCGCGUUGAGGAACUCCCUCCUGGAUCUGUCUCGGUGUGGAACGAGCACGUCCGGUUCUAUCGCGUGCUGGACACCAAAACAAACCGGCUCUUGGCUGGCUUCUACCUUGAUCCUUACAGCCGACCGAGCGAGAAGCGCGGCGGAGCGUGGAUGGACAUUGUGGUUUCCCGCACCGCUGCACUUGAAGCCCCGUCCGCUGUGCCGGCCUCGGGCUUUUCCCUAUUCUCAGAAGACACUCUGCUGACUGGCGAGAAGGUUGUGCGACGACUUCCGGUCGCGCAUCUCGUGUGCAACCAGAUGGAGCCUUCGGCCUUCCCGGGCAGCGACGCACCUGUCUCGCUGAUGAGCUGGCGCGAUGUCGAGACCCUCUUCCACGAGUUUGGUCACGGGCUCCAGCACAUGCUCACGACAGUCGAUAUCGGCGAGGCCAGCGGAGUCAACGGCGUCGAGUGGGACGCGGUUGAGCUCCCGAGCCAGUUUAUGGAGAACUGGGCUGCGCAACCAAGGAUGCUUGCAGCAAUGCUCAAGCAUGUUGUCACUGGAGAGACCAAGGACCCCGCAGCCAUGGCCGCCGUUUUCCACCGUCGCCGCAGUCACAUGGCGGGUAUCGCCACCAUGCGUCAGCUGUUUUUCGGCAUCGUGGACAUGGAGCUGCACGGUGCCAACUCCUUCCCUGCAUCGCAAGCCCUGCAGGCCUUUUUGAACUCGAGCCGUCCCAUCACACCCAGUGACCGCAUGCUUCCAUUUGCCGUUCAACGCGCCAUCAGCGAAACCUUUACUGUUGUCCCUCCGAUUGUUGACGACCGCAUGUUGUGCAGCUUUUUGCACAUUUUCGAUGGUGGCUACAGUGCUGGGUACUACAGCUACAAGUGGGCCGAAAUUCUAUCUGCGGAUGCAUUCUCUGCGUUCGAAGAAGCUUUGCUUGAGCCAGCUGCGGACGGUGCGCUCCUGCCCGAAAGCGUUCGCACGAUUGGCCGGCGAUUCCGCGACACUGUUCUGGCGAGUGGUGGCAGCCUCUCUGCGCAAGACGUCUUUGUUGUCUUCCGAGGCCGUUCUCUCUCCAUCGAGCCUCUUCUUCGCCACUACGGCUUGAUCUCUGACAGCGAGGCUGCGAUGGAUUGAAUGUUUUGAAUCCUUGUGAUUUUCGGAUUUUUGCAAUCUGUCGCGCCGUGGCGUUCCCAUGCGCUUUGUGGAUUGUUUUUGCUUGAUCUGUUAGAAUACAUCCCAUUCAAGCUCUUGUCUGAGCAGAGAAGAAAAC
Molecule: messenger RNA, 2807 nt
Organism: Capsaspora owczarzaki ATCC 30864
Lineage: Eukaryota; Filasterea; Ministeriida; Capsasporidae
Product: oligopeptidase A
Exons: 7
Coding region: 50-2671 (873 amino acids)
Biological process (GO): peptide metabolic process; proteolysis
Molecular function (GO): metalloendopeptidase activity
Source: RefSeq, a predicted model, not a curated record